Pocillopora damicornis (cauliflower coral) is the source of this 321-nucleotide messenger RNA. Its product is annotated as adhesion G protein-coupled receptor D1. The record is from RefSeq and is a predicted model, not a curated record. Gene Ontology annotation, biological process: cell surface receptor signaling pathway; G protein-coupled receptor signaling pathway. Gene Ontology annotation, molecular function: G protein-coupled receptor activity. Gene Ontology annotation, cellular component: plasma membrane. NCBI's taxonomy places the organism in Eukaryota, Metazoa, Cnidaria, Anthozoa, Scleractinia, Pocilloporidae.
UUUAGACUUGGCGUUAAAGCGGGCGUGGUGAUGAUUCCCCUGCUGGGCGUUUCGUGGUUGUUUGGUUUCCUGGCACCAUUGCACAAAGUUUUCACUUACAUUUUUACCAUCCUCAACUCUACGCAGGGCUUCCUGAUUUUCGUGCUGCAUUGUGUGCGAAACACCCAGAUUCAAGAGCGAUUCAAACGAAAGCUGAACACUGUUUUUCCAUCGGUAUAUACUAAAAACUCCGCAAUGAAGGGCUCGCAAACUAAUCCAAGUGCUGUCGAAGAUAUAGGGGCGACCGAAUUGCAGUCUUGCGAUGAAUUUGAACUGAAAUAA